This is a messenger RNA of Bombyx mori (domestic silkworm), 1790 nucleotides long. RefSeq lists its product as uncharacterized. The record is from RefSeq and is marked predicted. Gene Ontology annotation, cellular component: preribosome, large subunit precursor. Gene Ontology annotation, biological process: ribosomal large subunit biogenesis. Gene Ontology annotation, molecular function: zinc ion binding; nucleic acid binding. Lineage: Eukaryota; Metazoa; Arthropoda; Insecta; Lepidoptera; Bombycidae.
AUCAAUCACUCAUUUUUAUAUUAAAAUUAUCUGCACGAAGUUAAAACACCUCCAAAGCUAAAACGCAAUAUCUACGCAGGUGAAAAUACGAGAUUUCAUUGUUAUUUAUUUGAAAAAUUUAAUUGCGUAUCCAUAAUCUUUUUACCAUUUUAGCUAACAUAGUUAUUAAUUGCACAAUAUGACAAUGUUUUCAUGCAUAACCUGUAAGGUGUUGUUUAACACAUCCGAAUUACAACGUGAACAUUAUAAAUUAGAUUGGCAUAGAUAUAAUUUAAAAAGAAAAGUAGCGUCUAUUGAACCUGUCACCCUUGAGGAGUUUGAAGAGAGAGCUAAAGAACAUAGAGAAAGUCAAAAUGAAAAGCAAGAUGAUUCACAAUACUGCCAAUGCUGCUCAAAGUUAUUCAGCACCAAGAACUCUUAUAACAAUCAUUUGAAUAGUAAGAAACACAAAGUGAGUGUUGAAAGAUACACAGAAAGUCAAAAGGAUCAAGAGAACAGCGGUCAAUCUGAUACAGACAGUUUUGUUAAAGUUGAAUGUACUACUGGCUUAACCAACGAACGGAGUAAAUUUGUCGUUGUGAACACUACUGAUUCUGGAGAAGAUAUAGAAACUGACUCUGAAAUAGAGGAGCUAGAUUCCGACGAAUGGGAUGAGUGUCGCAUCCAAGAAAGUGAUUCACUUAUCAAACCCCGGGAUUGUUUGUUCUGUGUACAUCACAGUAAGAAUAUGGUAAAAAACUUAAAGCACAUGUCAGAAGUACAUUCGUUCUUCAUUCCUGAUGUAGAAUUUUGUAUAAAUAUUAGAGGUCUGCUGUUGUACUUAGGAGAAAAGAUAUCACAGGGAUAUAUGUGCCUAUGGUGUAAUGACACUGGAAGGACAUUCUACUCAAUGGAAGCAGCACGGGCCCACAUGAUUGAUAAGGGACAUUGCAAGAUGUUACACGAAGGUCUUGCUUUAGCGGAGUAUGCAGACUACUAUGAUUACAGUUCUUCUUAUCCUGAUCAUGAAGAUGAAAGGGAAGAUAUGAAUGUUGAUGAAGAAAUAGAUGGUCCUACAACACUGGAAGGAGAUGAUUUCCAAUUGGUGUUGCCAUCUGGAGUUACUGUUGGUCAUAGAUCUUUGAUGAGAUACUACAAACAGAAUUUGACACAGAGCAGUCAAGCACUAGUAAAAAAAUCUGAUAGGAAACUGCACAGGCUUUUAGGUGUUUAUAAAGCCCUGGGAUGGGCGCCAAAGGAACAGAAAAUGGCUGCCAAGAAAGCUCGGGAUAUACACUUCAUGAAGCGUGUACAAGCAAAAUGGGAGAUGAAGAUGUCCAUGAAAACCAACAAGUUCCAGAAACAUUACCGACCACAAGUGAAUUUCUAGAUCUUUCGUCUCGAUUUCAGGCUAUCGCUUAUACAUUGCUGUUCUGUUAUUAAGCAAACAAUAUAUCCCAAUCAAUAUGGAAAUGUCAGGUAAUUGUUGAAAACAAUCCAUGAUUUGGAAAUGACCAACAAACUCUUGUGAUUUGCAAUGUGUGUACAAUCCAGUAACAGAUAUCCAAACACAAUGGCUGCUUAUCACAAUGAAUAGAGGUAGCCUUUUAAUUUUUCUGCAAAAUCAAUGGCAUUAUGCAUGCAAAACAAAGCCUAUGUUUUAAAUAAUAAUUUAUAAAUUUUGGCUGUGAUUUUUCCGAAGUUCAAUUGGGUGCUUUAAAUAUUAUGGUUUGUAAAACAAUAUUUAAAAUUCACUCUAAUAAUGGAUCAGAAUGUGUAUUGCAAAGACUUAAAUAAAAUACAAACAAAAA